Messenger RNA from Acanthopagrus latus (yellowfin seabream), 3303 nucleotides. It is a transcript of the gene slc27a1a, whose product is annotated as solute carrier family 27 member 1a. Bases 434 to 2380 code for a protein of 648 amino acids. The record is from RefSeq and is a predicted model, not a curated record. Gene Ontology annotation, molecular function: fatty acid transmembrane transporter activity; long-chain fatty acid-CoA ligase activity; long-chain fatty acid transmembrane transporter activity. Lineage: Eukaryota; Metazoa; Chordata; Actinopteri; Spariformes; Sparidae. Gene Ontology annotation, cellular component: plasma membrane; mitochondrial inner membrane. Gene Ontology annotation, biological process: phosphatidylcholine biosynthetic process; cardiolipin biosynthetic process; adiponectin-activated signaling pathway. The transcript is spliced from 13 exons.
UUCAAUAUGGAGUACAGAAAAUAACCUGAUUCACUCUGCAUUUCACUGCUCUCAUUCAGAUUUCGGUCUGUUUUGGAUGUCGGGCACAAAUUAUGACCUCCCCCUCCCCACCGUAGAUGCCAGCCUACGGGACUCACUUCGUGUACGUAUGACGCAUUUUCAAACAUAGCUUAAACGCAAACUAUUUACUAGCUUACUGUGACACAAAAACCGCGUUGACGAGCAGUGAACUGUUCAAACUGUUGAACCGCUCACAAACUACUGGCUGCCUCAAAACCUGCUGCUCCUCGACGCCUCGACAUCCGGGGAGGGGGGGGCAGAUUUUAAAAAUACUCGACCAAUUUUUCCGCGGAAGUAACUUAAGUGAAAAGUUCCUCGAGCGGCGGGGUUAUCGGGUGAAAGGUGACAUCGCUUCAGCUCACUGACUCGUAGAAUGCACAAUGCAGCGAGUGUCUCAGCCUCUCUGGGGUCCAUGGGAAUGCUGCGUCUCUUCGGGGUGUCCUGGUCCUGGAGUCUGGCAGCAGGCCUUGGGGUAUAUCUGGGCACAAGAACCUGGAAAUACUUCUACAUUGCAGCACGCACUGCCAAGAGAGACCUGAACGGCCUGUAUGUGCUGCUGAGAGUGAAGAUGGCUUUGUGGCGCUACAUGCGCAAUGGAAGUAACAUUCCCUCCAUAUUCGCUCAGACAGUAAAACUCCACCCAAAUAAACCAGCGCUGAUCUAUGAGGCUACAGGUGAAACAUGGACCUUUGCACAGCUGGAUGAGCUGUCCAAUGCAGUGGCCCACUGGGCAAGAGGUCAGGGAUGGGUCUCUGGGGAUGUGGUGGCCCUCUUCAUGGAAAGCAGGCCGUUACAGGUGGCACUUUGGCUGGGCUUUGCCAAGGUUGGAGUGGAAGCUGCACUCAUCAACUUCAACCUUCGCCAUGAUUCCCUCCUGCACUGUGUUGGGGUGUCAGGGUCACGAGCUAUUGUGUUCGGAGCUGAGCUUGCUGAUGCCAUGUUGGAGGUCAGGUCCUCCCUCAGCCAGUCCAUGGUACGGUUCUGUACAGGAGACCUCAGUGCAGAACAUCUUGCCAGCCUGAGUGCUCAACCUCUGGACCCAAUGCUAGCCUCUGCAGCUAGACAUUCCCCUUCACCUUGUGUUCCCCCCAAAGGGAUGAACGAUCGUCUUUUUUAUAUUUACACCUCCGGCACCACAGGACUGCCAAAGGCUGCCAUUGUGGUACAUAGUCGUUACUACAGAAUCGCAGCUUUUGGGUAUUUUGCCUUUUGCAUGCGCCCUGAUGACAUCAUCUACGACUGCCUGCCUCUCUAUCACUCAGCAGGUAAUAUCAUGGGAGUUGGUCAGUGCCUGAUCCACGGACUCACUGUGGUUGUGAAGAAGAAAUUCUCUGCCAGCCGUUUCUGGGAAGAUUGCAUUAAGCACAACUGCACUGUGGUGCAGUAUAUCGGGGAAAUCUGCCGCUACCUCCUGUCUCAGCCAGUUCGACCAUCAGAAAAAGACCACAAAGUUCGGCUGGCAGUGGGAAACGGGUUGCGCCCCAGUGUGUGGGAGGCAUUCACAGAACGUUUUGGGGUGGCACAGAUUGGCGAGUUCUACGGAGCAACCGAGUGCAACUGCAGCAUUGCCAACAUGGAUGGAAAGGUGGGAGCCUGCGGAUUCAACAGUCGCAUUCUCCCCAACGUGUACCCAAUCCGUCUGGUGAGAGUGGACGAGGACAGCAUGGAGCUGGUGCGAAACAGCCAGGGCCUCUGUGUGCCUUGUCGCCCUGGGGAACCGGGGCUUCUGGUGGGUCGUAUCAACCAAAAGGACCCAUUAAGGCGUUUCGAUGGUUAUGCUAACCAGGAUGCUACAAGGAAGAAGAUAGCGAACAAUGUCUUUAAGAAAAAUGAUUCUGCAUAUAUAUCAGGUGACGUGCUGGUGAUGGAUGAACUGGGCUACAUGUACUUCCGUGACCGUGGAGGGGACACAUUCCGCUGGAGAGGAGAAAAUGUUUCCACAACCGAGGUGGAGGGCAUUCUCAGCAGUCUCCUGGGUCAGACUGAUGUAGCUGUGUAUGGUGUGGCAGUGCAAGGUGUGGAAGGUAAGGCCGGCAUGGCUGCCAUUGCAGACACCACAGGGAGUUUUGACUGCAACAGUUUCUUGGAGGAAGUCCAGCGAGCUCUUCCACCGUAUGCUCGCCCUGUGUUCCUGCGUAUCUCCCCACAAGUAGACACCACAGGUACAUUUAAAAUCCAGAAAACCAGGCUGCAGAGGGAGGGAUAUGACCCACGCCUCACUACUGACCAGAUCUUCUUUUUGAACGCAAGAGCUGCACGUUAUGAGGCCGUAAACGAGGAGCUAUACAAUGCUAUAGCUGAGGGAAGAAUGUCUUUAUGACAUGGAGGCUGUAGCAGGGCAGCCUGUGUGCCAGAUGCUCUUGAGAGAGGAUAAGUUAUGCACAUGCUGGUGUCAGGAUCAGUCAGUCUUUGUGGAUCACCUGCCUGGAUUUUAACCUUUCAGGGAACUGAGUUGAGAGGACUACUUACAGUACAUAGGUGUAAGGAGUAAUGUUACAUAUGAUGUUUUAACACUGUAUGAGUAACACACCAGGAGAGAAUAGGAGGGCAUUUAUUCCCUUUUUUAAUAACUUUUUUUUUUUUAAUUAGCAAAUCAACACCUCAAAAAGCCUUUGAGCAUAUCCGCACAUGGAGUGGGCUCCUCCCACAAUGCAAUAGGAUACAUGAUACAAUGAUGUGGUUAGGACAGCGAGGGGUAGUAUCACAUCAAACUCUGUUACAGGGUUAAUACCCAGUUACAAAAUAUGCUGCAAGAAUAAUUUUGUGUAGGUUGAAGCAAUACUUGAGUGUGAAGCAAUGAAGUUAAUGCUGUGUGUUUGGGUGAGUCUGAGAGAUCUUCAACACCACAAGACAACUAGAUUAAACACUAACCAUAGACUCUUUUUUUGUUUUUUUUUAAUGCAAUGAAAAACUAAUCGCACUUGUCAUGUUUGAACUUCUGAACAACAGUGGCACGGGUUUGCAAACACACAAACGUUGUUACUGUAUGUGCCUUAUGAAACUUCAGAUCUGUGUUCAGUUUUUUUUAAUGCAUUUCUUGGAAAGGAGCUCAAAAGAUUGUGGAUAUCACAAUAGUGAUUUUGUGUCAUGCAAAGCUGAGUCACAUUAUGACUCACAUGUUUUAUGUAACAAAUCUUAUCUGUGUAGUAAUAUAUAGUUGUUAAAGAUAUGAAGACAUUUACACUUUCAGAUCUCACAGACUAAAUUUUUUUGAUGUAACUCAAAUUAAAUAUUUUAAAACAA